AAGUGCUUUCUGCCUACUGAGGGGGUCUGUGGAUUUCUAGUUUAUGAUAAAUAGGACUUUAAAAAUCAGGGACAGGAGGGCGAGUGUUCAGGUUCUAGAGCUAUGCAGCUGGAGCACUGCCUUUCUCCUUCUAUCAUGCUCUCCAAGAAAUUUCUCAAUGUGAGCAGCAGCUACCCACAUUCAGGCGGAUCUGAGCUUGUCUUGCACGAUCAUCCCAUUAUCUCGACGACUGACAACCUGGAGAGAAGUUCACCUUUGAAAAAAAUUACCAGGGGGAUGACGAAUCAGUCAGAUACAGACAAUUUUCCUGACUCCAAGGACUCACCAGGGGACGUCCAGAGAAGUAAACUCUCUCCUGUCUUGGAGGGGGUCUCUGAGCUUCGUCACAGUUUCGAUGGCUCUGCUGCAGAUCGCUACCUCCUCUCUCAGUCUAGCCAGCCACAGUCUGCGGCCACUGCUCCCAGUGCCAUGUUCCCGUACCCCGGCCAGCACGGACCCGCGCACCCCGCCUUCUCCAUUGGCAGCCCCAGCCGCUACAUGGCCCACCACCCAGUCAUCACCAACGGAGCCUACAACAGCCUCCUGUCCAACUCCUCACCGCAGGGCUACCCCGCGGCCGGCUACCCCUACCCACAGCAGUACGGCCACUCCUACCAAGGAGCCCCGUUCUACCAGUUCUCCUCCACGCAGCCCGGGCUUGUGCCCGGCAAAGCGCAGGUGUACCUGUGCAACAGGCCCCUUUGGCUGAAAUUUCACCGGCACCAAACGGAGAUGAUCAUCACCAAACAGGGAAGGCGCAUGUUUCCUUUUUUAAGUUUUAACAUUUCUGGUCUCGAUCCCACGGCUCAUUACAAUAUUUUUGUGGAUGUGAUUUUGGCGGAUCCCAAUCACUGGAGGUUUCAAGGAGGCAAAUGGGUUCCUUGCGGCAAAGCGGACACCAAUGUGCAAGGAAAUCGGGUCUAUAUGCAUCCGGAUUCCCCCAACACGGGGGCUCACUGGAUGCGCCAAGAAAUCUCUUUUGGAAAAUUAAAACUUACAAACAACAAAGGAGCUUCAAACAACAACGGGCAGAUGGUGGUUCUGCAGUCCUUGCACAAGUACCAGCCCCGCCUGCAUGUGGUGGAAGUGAACGAGGACGGCACGGAGGACACCAGCCAGCCCGGCCGCGUGCAGACGUUCACUUUCCCAGAAACGCAGUUCAUCGCGGUCACCGCCUACCAGAACACGGACAUUACACAACUGAAGAUAGACCACAACCCCUUUGCAAAAGGAUUUCGGGAUAAUUAUGACACGAUCUACACGGGCUGCGACAUGGACCGCCUGACCCCCUCGCCCAACGACUCCCCGCGCUCGCAGAUCGUGCCCGGAGCGCGCUACGCCAUGGCCGGCUCCUUCCUGCAGGACCAGUUCGUCAGCAACUACGCCAAGGCCCGCUUCCACCCGGGCGCGGGCGCGGGCCCCGGGCCGGGCACGGACCGCAGCGUGCCGCACACCAACGGGCUGCUGUCGCCCCAGCAGGCCGAGGACCCGGGCGCGCCGUCGCCGCAGCGCUGGUUCGUGACGCCGGCCAACAACCGGCUGGACUUCGCCGCCUCGGCCUACGACACGGCCACGGACUUCGCGGGCAACGCGGCCACGCUGCUGUCGUACGCGGCGGCCGGCGUGAAGGCGCUGCCCCUGCAGGCGGCCGGCUGCACGGGCCGCCCGCUCGGCUACUACGCCGACCCGUCGGGCUGGGGCGCGCGCAGCCCCCCGCAGUACUGCGGCGCCAAGUCGGGCUCGGUGCUGCCCUGCUGGCCCAACAGCGCCGCGGCCGCCGCGCGCAUGGCCGGCGCCAACCCCUACCUGGGCGAGGAGGCCGAGGGCCUGGCGGCCGAGCGCUCGCCGCUGCCGCCCGGCGCCGCCGAGGACGCCAAACCCAAGGACCUGUCCGACUCCAGCUGGAUCGAGACGCCCUCCUCCAUCAAAUCCAUCGACUCGAGCGACUCGGGGAUUUACGAGCAGGCCAAGCGGAGGCGGAUCUCGCCCGCCGACACGCCGGCGUCCGAGAGCUCGUCGCCGCUCAAGAGCGAGGUGCUGGCCCAGCGGGACUGCGAGAAGAACUGCGCCAAGGACCUGGGCAGCUACUACGGCUUCUACUCGCACAGCUAGGCCGGCCCUGCCCGCCCGGCCCCGCGCCCCCGGCGGCCCGGGCGCCGCCAGCCCCUCCCGGCUCUGCCCAGCGCCUCCUCCCCGCCCCACCCUGCGCACCCCCUCGUGUCAGUGGACCCGCGAUGACCGCCCGCAGCGAAGGUGACUGUAACCUGUGUUGGCACAGCAAUCUCUGCAGUUAGCGCACCGACCUUCCACUUUGCUGUAAACCGUUUGGUUUUCCUACUUCCUCUCCUUCUGUGAAGUUAUACUCCACACACACUUCUCUCCCAUCGCCCCCCCCCCUUGUCUUUUCCUCGCCCCCUCCUUCUAGUUCUUGUCAUGCAACUCUUCACCUUUGGGAGACCUGGGGCAGCCUGUCAGGCAGCAGCGAUUCCGACCCGUCGGUCUCGGCCUCCCCAUGAACCCUAGGAUGUUGACUCUAGAACCUGGAUCCACCCAGCGCGUCCUUUCUUAUCCCCGAAUGGAUGGAUGGAUGGUAGGGAUGUUAAUACUUUUAGUGGAACAAAGCCUGUGAAAUGAUUGUAUAUAGUGUUAAUUUACUGUAAUGAAUGGCUAGUUUUUAUUCUCAUCGUCAAGGCACAAAACCAGUUCCUGCUUAACCUUUUCAUUCAUUUCUUUGCCUUUUUCUCCACCCACCUCUCCCCCUUUAAUUUUUUUUUCCUCGAGAGAUAAUUAACAAUAUCCUAAGAGGCUCUGGAAACCUGAAAUACUUGAUAGAUAUAAUGAUGAGUUUCUCACUUCUCCUCAAUCCAUUGCAUGAAAUAAUUGCUCUGUGCCCUCAUGCAUACAAGUAGCUACGGAGAACCUGACCAGACACCUGAGAAGGACAGGUGUCUGUUCCUAGGCAAGUCCAUUAAGCGGCAUGAAGCCUGCAAAGCAAAGCUAACUGGAAUUGUAUGUUUCCCCCUCCUUCCUUCUAAAUAGAAUAGCUCAACAUAGCAAUAUUAUUUUGCCUUAUUUGUUUUUCCCCAAAGUGCCAAAUUCAUGACUGGUCUGUGCAGGUGCCAAAUAUGCUGACAAACUGUUUCUGAAAAUCUUUUCAGCGCCCCCCCCUCCACCUUUAUAUGCUGUAAAUCUUUGUAAUGACGAUUCCCCUAAUCAUAUAGAUGACUGAAUUGUUGGUAACUAUAGUGUAGUCUAGUGAAGAUGAAUUGUGAGUUGUAUAUUUUACUGCAUUUUAGUUUUGAAAAUGAUUCCCCCACUACCUAGAAACAGCUGCAAUUUGACUUUCUUGGGAAAACACUAGCAUUAAUGCAAGUAAGACUGAUUCUCUCCCCUCUAAGUCUUGUUAUAUUUGAUAAGAAACAUUUAUCUCCCUGGAAAUAGAUUAGUAGGAUUUCUAAUGUUGUGUAGCAAGCCUAUACUUUUUUUUUUGUAUUUUAAAAUUAAUGUGAAAUAUGCAUCAUACACAAUAUUCAAUCUAGAUUCCAGUCCACGGGGGGAUUUUUCCUAAUAGGAAUUCAGGGUCUAAACGUGUGUAUACUUUGGCUCUCCUGUAAAUCCAAUGUUGUGAUUUUUAUAUUUGUUUCGUUUUGUCUGUGAACUGAAUAAUUUAUACAAGUACACACUCCAUUGAGAAAUGUUUUGUUUUUUGCUCGUUUGUAUCGUCUGUGUACAACAAGUAAAAUAAAUCUGGUAAAACACUA
Messenger RNA from Myotis myotis, 3800 nucleotides. It is a transcript of the gene TBR1, whose product is annotated as T-box brain transcription factor 1. Gene Ontology annotation, biological process: positive regulation of DNA-templated transcription; commitment of neuronal cell to specific neuron type in forebrain; regulation of neuron projection development. NCBI's taxonomy places the organism in Eukaryota, Metazoa, Chordata, Mammalia, Chiroptera, Vespertilionidae. Bases 103 to 2151 code for a protein of 682 amino acids. Gene Ontology annotation, cellular component: nucleus. The record is from RefSeq and is a predicted model, not a curated record. The transcript is spliced from 6 exons. Gene Ontology annotation, molecular function: DNA-binding transcription factor activity, RNA polymerase II-specific; RNA polymerase II cis-regulatory region sequence-specific DNA binding.